AUGUCUACCCUCCAGUACUACAACUACCCCGGUGUCGGCACAACGAACAACCGCGAGUUCUCCUACUCCCAAUCUGUGCGGGUCGGCGAUAUCGUCAAGUGCUCCGGCCAAGGUGGAUGGGACGAUGAGGGCAACAUCGAUGCGAAUAACCUUCCCGGUCAAAUCGAGAGAGCAUUCCACAAUGUCGAGAAGAACCUUCGGGAUGCGGGACUGCGGGGAUGGGAGGACGUGUACUCCGUGCGCAGCUACCACAUCUCGCUCGCGGACUCGUUCGAUUUAAUGGUGCAGCAAUUGAGGAAGGCUAUGCCCAAUCAUCAGCCAAUCUGGACCUGCGUGGGCGUGCGAGAACUGGGUAUUCCUGGGAUGAUUGUGGAGAUUGAGGUCGAGGCUAAGGCGACCUAG
Molecule: messenger RNA, 402 nt
Organism: Aspergillus affinis
Lineage: Eukaryota; Fungi; Ascomycota; Eurotiomycetes; Eurotiales; Aspergillaceae
Product: RidA family protein
Exons: 1
Coding region: 1-402 (133 amino acids)
Source: RefSeq, a predicted model, not a curated record